AAAACUGUGCUUCCCUGUCCCAUGCAGCCACCCUCUAACCUACAGGCAGAUACUUCUCCUCAGACCAAGCCAAGAGCCUCGGAUGUCACAUCUCAGUUGUGUCUGGACCUAGAAACCACUCCUGCCCUCCUCACAGUUGCUCAACCACCACCAAAUCCCCUGUAAUUCUUGCCAAACGUGGGCUCUCUUGUGUAAUCUGAUACAGCCACCAGUGCACGCACACACACCCUUUUUUCUGCUAUUUAGGUAAAACACAGCCAACAAUUUCUCCACUGUAUAGCAACACCAGCAGUAGAGACAGGAGCUGGCCUUGGAUGUCCAACCCUUUUUCUUUGUAAAGGAGAGAAAGGCAGUAAGAGACGCAGGCCAAGUUCAAGUCACCAAGGAAGGAUGUGGGCUUAUGCUGUUGGUUUUACUGUCCUGCCUCACGUUGGAGGUUUCCUUGGCUGGUUCUUUAACCGAAAAGACAUACCUGUUUGGUAUGAGAAGCUGAAAAAGCCUGCAUGGUGUCCACCCCGCAAAAUAUUCCCUGUUGCUUGGACUGUCCUGUACACCGGCAUGGGCUAUGCCUCCUACCUGAUAUGGAAUGACCUGGGUGGCUGCAGCAGCAAAGCUAUCGUCCCGCUUGGUCUCUACGGGGCUCAGCUAGCCUUGAACUGGGCUUGGCCUCCCUUCUUCUUCGGUGCACGUAACAUGAAGUUGUGGCCAUAAUUUAAUACCCCUAUACUCAAGAAGAUGGCAGAAAAGCAGGAGGAGCCCAGCAACACCCAGAACGGUGAACCUGACAAUGCAGAAGAGGGUGAGGAAAAAAAGAAGAAAGUGAAGCGGGAAGACCUGCCGCCAUUUGAAAUUGUGACAGGAGAGCGCCUCCCAGCCAUGUUUUUCAAAUUCCAGUUCAGGAAUGUGGAAUACAGCUCAGGCAGGAACAAAACCUUCCUGUGUUAUGUUCUUGAGACCCAAGGCAAAGAGUCAGUGACUUCUCGGGGUUACCUGGAAGAUGAGCAUGCAGCUGCCCAUGCAGAAAUGGCUUUCUUCAACACAAUCUUACCAAAGUGUGACUCAAGCCUCCGCUACAACAUCACUUGGUACGUCUCCUCCAGUCCCUGCGUGACCUGCGCUGAUCACAUAACCGAGACCCUAAAGAAGAACAAGAACCUGCAUCUGACAAUCAUGGUAGGGCGCCUCUUCAUGUGGGAAGAGCCAGAAAUGCAGGCUGCCCUGAAAAAAAUGAAGUCAGUUGGCUGCAAGCUGAGGAUUAUGAAGCCUCAAGACUUUGAGUAUGUCUGGCAGAACUUUGUGGAACAGGAGGAAGGAGAGGCAGCAAAGGCUUUCGUGCCAUGGGAGGACAUUCAAGAGAACUUCCAAUAUUAUGAGGAAAAGCUGGCUGAGAUUUUGCACUGAAGCUCACGUGAGUGAGGAUUUCCACUUGGUCACUUAUCUCCUUGUAUUAGUAUUACCAACUCCUGGUUUUACUUUGGGUUGUUAAAGGCGUAGCCCAGAGCCAAUUUCCAUUACUGUUACUCUCAAAAUACCUGGCUGGGUUUGCCUGUAUCUGAAUACUGAAAAUAAUCCUAGGCAGUACCUUACCCUUUCAAGGGUAGUAAUGCUACAGUGGACUACUCCACAGCAGACACGUAAGGGAUUUAGGGCUUUUCUUUUUCUCCUCAGAGUAAAAAUCUCCAGGAAUGAAAAGGUACUAGGGUCACUAGGUACAACAAGAAUACCUCACUGUUCCCCACAUAUGUGAUAUUCAGGACACUUGUGGGAACAGUGAGAGGAAUGUAGAGAAAAGGGGAUUUCCCCCCCACCCCAAAGUCUAGCCCUCUAGAAAAAAAAAUAAACAUUAAAGAAAACCAUGGUGAUCAUUGCAGAAUUCCCUGUUUUUUUUAAAGGGGUAGUGAAGAGUCACCUAUUUAAACCACACAACAUGAAAGCAUUUAAAGUUUCUAACAUGUUGCUCUUUUUCCUUCCUCACAACUAAUUCAGAAAAGAUCUAUGAAGAGAGAUGCAACGGACUUGGCUAUCUGGGACACUCCUGCUUUCCAAAGCUUUGAUUCCAGCAGGAUGGAACAUCAACUUCUGGAAGAUGAGGCCCUGAUGGACUACAAAUACAUAUACAACACAGAUCUUUGGUGUUUGGGAUUUUUUUGGUUUAUUUUGUUCCUCCCUGCCUCCUACCCUAAACAAACCCAUGCUGCCUCUGCUGAUAAGAAAGAAGGCAACAUGCUGUGUGAUUACAGCCUUGAAUGAAAUGGAUUGCAGUGGACCUAUAGGAAAGACUGUAGACCUCACAUAGCAGGACUACUUUAUGAGAAAAGAUCUUAGAACAAGGCUGCCCAUUAGAUAAAUGCAUUUAGAAAGUACGUACUUCGUAAAUGUUAAAAGGGAUUUAAGAUGACAAAAAGGUUUUCUUCCUCUGACCUCCUCAAUAAUCAGAGCUAUGAUUUAAGUUAGCCCUAACUGGUCUAUUCUAAAUUAUGACGGAGCCCUAGGAACUUCAUUUCAAAUACAUCAAAUGCCUUCUCCCCUUGUUCAGUGAUGUUUGUGACAUAAAACUGGGAAAAGCAAAGUGAAAUAAAAUUAGAAGUCACUGCAAAAACCUAUAGUACUAUUUAUUCCUCCUUCUCUAUUUGUAAGAGGUCCUAAAUUCAAUCUGACAAGUGAGACAUCCUGGGACAGCCAUGUAUGAAAUAUUUCAUAGCUGAAGUACAGCAUGAGAAAGGAGAAUUACUAUAUGCCAGAAAAAUUUCAAGAGUACAUAUAAGUGUGUGUGUGUGUGAGAGAGAGAGAGAGAGAGAGAGAGAGAGAGAGAAAAUAUGGGCACAUCAUGUCCUAUAUAAAAGGAGGCACAGACCAAACAAGGGUUGCAAGGACACUCAUCAGCUAAGAAACAGAGUCAGAUAGGGAUCAUGCUUCCAAUCAGUUCUUCAUGUUGGUUUCUCCUGCACUGUCACAAGCAGGAAAGGUGCUAGACAUACACAUACACACAAAUAAAACUGCUGACCGCAACCAUCUCCUACCUCAGUCAACUACACUAAAUCCUGGCAUAAAUUUUCAAGGCAGAAAAAACAAGCAGCAAUGAAAAACCCUCUGUGGAGCCACUGUGGAUUUCACCUCUGUGCCACUAGAUUUAAGAAAACAAACAUAAAUAAGCAUAAGGGCUAAAUCAAUGAGCAGCCUUUAUGUCCACUCUUGACCAGUUCAAUACUCCAAGUUCCUAUUUGUCUUAGUGAGUUUAUUCCACCACCCCCCCCAGUUGUAUAUUUAGCUACAGCAAUUAUCCACCAAAAGCAAGUUUACAAAGGAUGGUCAACAAACACGGAGAGUAAUAUUAUGAAGCUCUUAAAGACACAAACAGGAUUUGCACAUCUGCAUCAGCAAAGAAACCACACAGCACAGAUUAAUCCACAAGGCUAAGAACAGAAAACGCUCCACCCAUUCAAUCCAUAGUGAAAAACCAAUUAGGAACCCUAUGUUAUGCUACAAACUUCAACUGUUAUAUCUCACAUUUUAGGUUUAUUCAACAUAUGUGGCACUUUUCCGGACAUUCACUAUAAAAAAAGUCACAAAGAUUUAUUAGGGGGGAGUGGGAAAAAACAAACAGAAAGGAAAGGCUGAGUAUAUGAUAGUUCUUCAGUACUGGAACCAAACCUUACAAAAAUCAAGUGUUUAUCAGUGAUCUGCUGAACUGUUACUGAUUUACUUUUGCUAUUGAUGACAGCAAACACCACCCUACAUGUAACACCUAAAUUAUGAAUGCAGUAAAAAAAGAAAUAUGAAAAACAAACCUUAAACUCCAUACUAUGACUUUUCAUAGCACAACAGUCAUUUACAUGUGGAAUCUCAUAAAAUUGAGUUCUGCAAACUAUACCAAUUAUACGGUACAUAAUGCACCCACAUGGUGUCUAUACACACCUCCAGCAUUUCCCCUGAACACAGCCACAACACAUACAGACAUCAGUAUGUUUUUCCAAAAGGACUGUGCUCUCAUCUGACAGCACAGUCCUGAAAAGUUAUUUAUUUAAUGUUGGCAGCAAAAUUCCUAGCAAGUACAAUCUCAUAACUAAAAAUUGCAUUUGUAGCCAGAAGGUAGAAAUUAAAUUUUUAAUCCUGUAACAAAGAGUAAGGGAACUGUAUGCCAGAUAUGAACACUGCAAAACUUU
Molecule: messenger RNA, 4163 nt
Organism: Tyto alba (common barn owl)
Lineage: Eukaryota; Metazoa; Chordata; Aves; Strigiformes; Tytonidae
Gene: APOBEC2
Product: apolipoprotein B mRNA editing enzyme catalytic subunit 2
Exons: 5
Biological process (GO): cytidine to uridine editing
Cellular component (GO): cytoplasm; nucleus; membrane
Molecular function (GO): cytidine deaminase activity; RNA binding
Source: RefSeq, a predicted model, not a curated record